CAUGACAAACGAUACACCAGUAAACUCUAAAAUAUCUUUGGUAAUUGAUAAUCAGACGUAUAUUCGUAUUGUAUCUACAAAAUAUUCUGUUAAACUUUGGUGUGCUUCCUUAGAAUUGACGGACGAAGAGAAAAUUGCAGCGGAGGGAAACAUAAUUGAAGCCGUUACGGUAAAACCAGAAAAUGAUUUAUCAAAUAAAGUUAAAAAGGACAAAAUCACAAAUAUUGACUAUCCUCCCGAAGUAACAACAGAAACUGAGCAAUUAGAUUCAAUUGAAGGUGAAGAACAGCAAACUUUUCUCAUUAGAAGUGUUCAAGAUCCUCAGGAUAAAAAGGAAAUUUCAUUGUACGAUGCAAUUGAAAAAAAGAUCAUUAUACCUGAAAGUGGAAUUUAUAGGUCUACAAAUGGAAAGGAGAUACCUAUUCCAAUAGCCAUGACUGAGGGAAAAAUAACUGUUGAAUAUCAAAAAACAAUCCGAACUAAAGAGACGAAAUCUACACUGGGUAUAAUAACGUUAAAGACACUGAAAGAAAGCGAAGAGACUAUUGAAACAGUCAUAGAUGUUAAAAGUAAUAAAGUUCUUUCGAAAGAGGAUGCACAAGUGAAUGGGAUUCUUAACGAAGAUCUUGGACUUUUUCUAAACACCGAAACAGGUGAUAAGACAUCAAUCGACGAUGCCAUUCAAUCCGGUUUUAUUAUAACAACAAUGAGAGAGGCUGAAGAGAUAACAGAAGUUUACGCAAUCAGGGGUAUAGUCGAUAGAAAGAGAAUGAAAAUAAUUACAUUUCCGGAGGCUUUACACUGCGGAAUAAUUGAUAAGGAUAACGGAGUAUUCAUCGAUACAAGUACAAAUGAAAAGUUAAAUUUUCCAGAGGCUUUGGCUAGAGGUUUUUUAAAAGCGAAUAAAGUUGAAAACCCUAACAGUUUAGAAGUGGAACCAUCCAAUCGAAUGGUAAUUGAUAAGACAAAUGUCAUUAAAAAGAAGAUAUUUGGCAGUUUAAAAGUUAUUAAAGCUUUUAAAGAAGCAUCUAGAAAGGAAGAAUAG
Messenger RNA from Dimorphilus gyrociliatus, 1045 nucleotides. The record is from the annotation of a GenBank genome assembly. Lineage: Eukaryota; Metazoa; Annelida; Polychaeta; Dinophilidae.